AUGGACGCUUUGCCCAAGAUCAAGUGCUCUGACUGCCAUGCGGAAGUCGAGCUGGUUGCGCUUGGUGACCAUGUUUGCUCAAAAGUCGCGGGUCCUACGGUGACAGCUUCUCCUGUUGAGGAGAAAUUGUCUGUAGUAUCAGAGUUCAACGAACACGGCCCGCCACCGAAACGGAGUCUCAGUCGUGAGUCCUUGUUCAACAGAUUAGGCCGCGUACAGCCCCCUCCAAAGAUAGACCCAACUGCUGCCAAUCGGCCAUUUCUAUCUCCUGGUGCCCAGAUGUCUCCUCUCACCGGAAGCUUUGGAGCACUCACUCCACGGUCUGCCUCACCGCUUUCUCCUCUUCAGCAGCUGCAGCGAAGUCAUACCAGUCCUGUAGCCUCGCAAUCUCCGGUUGUUGCCGUUGUGCCUGAAGGGAAGGCCAAUCUAGACUGUGCUUUUCCACCUUUCCCUAGGUCAGCCUCUGCAGGCGGAUCAAAAUCCAAAAGACUUGCUUCUAUAAAAUCUAUAAACACCAAUGUUUCCUCUCGCAAAGGAGUCACCUCUCCAUCACCUUCAGAUGGAAGCUACAUGUCCCCAUCAAGUGAUGGCCGAAGCUCACGCGCAACAACCGUCAACAGACAUAGACGAGAGACAUCGAUAGACAGCAAGGCCUUCCAGCGCUUAUCCAUGGCCAGCUCUAGGAAUGGACAUGGGCUUCCUUCUCCGGUUUCACCUAGAGGAUCAUCCCGAGGUCGGUUUGGGGACGGGGAUAUUCCUCCGCUCCCGUCAGGGCCUAUCGCUAGCCUCGCCAGCAGCCCCAUGCUCACAUCAGCCAAUUUAGAAUCUCCUUAUUUUGGCGGAAACGAUCACAGUGAUAAUGGCACUCAGGAUCACGACCUUGGACGCGAUGAGAUCUCACCUAGGGAUAAAGUACGACAACUAGACGGUAUGGAAGGGCUGGAUUUCGGAUUUGGUACAAGAACCAAGUCUCCUGAGCUGAUGGACAUUGAUGAAACCAUGGAGUUAGACGAGUCAGAAGAGGCCUUAGACAGCCCUGGCCCGUCCGUUCCAGAGUACAAAGUCGAUAGAGAGUUCUCCGUCUCACACUUCGCCAGUGGCCUUGGUCUCAGCGAUCCAUGCCAUACUGCCAAUGAUUCAACUUCGUCUUCCAACUCGUCACCGUCUGAAGCACCCUCGAAUAGUUCUUUUUCAAGCAGACCAUCCGAGUUCUCGAGUGUUUCUGAGCCUAAGUUAAGCUUGUCGGAGAAAUUCAAUGUCGACCAUCUACACCUCCUCCAAGAAGAGCCGCCAACCCGGCCAAAAGCAGAUCCAUUCGCUUACGACCUCGACUCUCCGACCGAUCCUCUAUUCCAGCAGGGUCGGCUCUCCGAUCCUCCUGCCAGUAUCUUCCCAUCCAGCUCGGGGACAGGAUACAACACUCCGCCGUCACAGCUCGAGCCAGUACAGCCAAAAAAGUAUACUCCAUACCGUUCUCCUACUCCAUCCCCUACUCUACAAGGUCCAACCCUUGAUCAACAACAGCAACAAACUCCGCCGCCGCCGCCGCCGCCGAUACAGUCCCAACAGCAACCGGAACCACAACAGAAGCAAGAAGAACAGCAGCAGCAACAGCGUCCUCCAAUACCACAAGAGGAACCACAGGCCCAACCACAGCCGCCAUCUCGAUCCACUACUCCUGGAAAACGACGUCAUCCUUGCCGUGGCUGCGGCGAAAUUAUCAUUGGAAAAUCAGUAUCCUCUGCAGAUGGUCGCUUGACAGGCCGCUAUCACAAGGCUUGUUUCGUCUGUCAUACAUGUCGCGCCCCCUUUCAAACAGCAGACUUCUAUGUUCUUGACAACCAUCCAUACUGUGCGGCAGAUUAUCAUCGGCUGAAUGGCACCCUAUGCGCAGAAUGCGGCGAAGGGAUUGAAGGUCCUUGCCUCGAGGCGGAGGACAUCAGCACACCAAAUGUAACGGACAAUAAGAAGAGUCAAAAGUUCCAUCCAGGCUGUUUCAAGUGUCGCACAUGCCACGUUGUGCUCAGAGGAGACUACUUUGAGUGGAACGGUAGCGCAUACUGUGAACGCGACGGCAGACGGGCAGCGGGCAUGAUGCCUCCACGAUCACCAGGCUAUCAUCAACCACACAACUAUCAGGGCCAUGGUCCCCAAUCCCCGCUAUCAAUGCACCCCACCGGGCCCCAUGGUCAUCCCGGCCCAGGCCCGGGAUACAGAAGGCCACCGUACCCUCCAUCACCACUCGCGGGCCCACGACAGGGCGGUCGCGGUGACCCUCGUUACCGACCUAUUAAUCCAUCGUCUCUCCGACCCAGACCGGAUAAACACAGACCACACCCGUCUGAGCACCAGUUUGUUAAUGCAUCCCUAACUCCAGCCCCCGGACUUGAUAAUGGACCAUAUCCUUCCGGCAGAAAAUUCCCAGAACGAAGAACAACAAAGCUGAUGAUGGUAUAA
Messenger RNA from Nannizzia gypsea CBS 118893, 2457 nucleotides. RefSeq lists its product as hypothetical. The record is from RefSeq and is a predicted model, not a curated record. The transcript has 2 exons. The coding region runs from base 1 to 2457 and encodes 818 amino acids. NCBI's taxonomy places the organism in Eukaryota, Fungi, Ascomycota, Eurotiomycetes, Onygenales, Arthrodermataceae.